AUGCCCUCAAUACUGAAGACCGUCGGCGCAGCACUGCUGCUUGCCUCUACCUCCCUGGCACUGGUUGCGCGCAGCCCACAACACCUGGAUCUCAGGGCUCUCGGGCUACCAGAACGACGGGCUGACCCCAACCUGACGGGUUACCUGGGUGCCUUUUUCCUCGGGGACGAGCCCGAUGUGUAUUUCUACCUGAGCAAUGGGAACGACGCGAUCUCAUUUAGCGCGCUCAACGGGGGCAAGGCGGUGAUCGUGCCUACCAAGGGGACUGGCGGCGUCCGCGACCCGGCAAUAGUGCCUGGCGGCGGAGCUGAGGCCGGCAAGAAGUGGUAUAUCGUCGGGACGGAUCUGGACAUCGGAAAGACGACUUGGGAUGCGGCCCAGAGGACCGGCUCGCGCGGCAUCUUCGUGUGGGAGAGCACUGAUCUGAUCAACUGGAAGAACGAGCGGCUCGUCCAGGUCGAGGAUCAGACUGCCGGCAUGGUCUGGGCCCCCGAGGCGAUCUGGGAUGCCAACAAGGGCCAGUACCUGGUCCACUGGGCCUCCAAGUUCUAUGCGGCGUCUGACACGGCCCACACCGGCACCCCGUCGAAUAUCAAGAUCCGCUUUGCAUACACGAGCGACUUCAAGACCUUCAGCGCACCAGGAACCUACAUCGACAAGGCCCCAACCAACAUCAUCGACCUCAACAUCCUGCCCUACGGCAGCAGCGAGCCCAACGCCUACCUCCGCUUCCUCAAGGACGAGACGCUCAAGAACGUCUUCGUCGAGUACUCGACGACGGGGCUGAACGGCACCUGGACCCGCCCCGGCGGCGACGGCGCCUACAUCCGCACGCAGACCGAGGGCCCGGCCUCGUACUGGGACAACAAGGCCGCGGGCAGGGUGAACCUACUCGUCGACUACUACGGCGGCAACGGCUACGCGCCGGUCUACACCACGAACCCGAGGAGCAACAGCGGCUGGGCUAAUGCUAGCACUGCGAACUUCCCCGGCGGCCUGAGGCACGGCGCUGUGCUGCCUAUCACCGCGGCGCAGUACAGUGCUCUCAGCGCAGCGAAGUGGUCGUAG
Molecule: messenger RNA, 1068 nt
Organism: Diaporthe batatas
Lineage: Eukaryota; Fungi; Ascomycota; Sordariomycetes; Diaporthales; Diaporthaceae
Exons: 3
Coding region: 1-1068 (355 amino acids)
Source: RefSeq, a predicted model, not a curated record